Messenger RNA from Solanum lycopersicum (tomato), 1095 nucleotides. Its product is annotated as serine/threonine-protein kinase TOR-like. The record is from RefSeq and is a predicted model, not a curated record. NCBI's taxonomy places the organism in Eukaryota, Viridiplantae, Streptophyta, Magnoliopsida, Solanales, Solanaceae.
AGUGAACCUUGAACUUUGAUUUAUUGCCUUGGAGUGUAUACUAAUUGCAGCUUCUGCUUCCUUUUACUGAAGGUCAUCCACUAAUUUGACACAAAUCGCUGGAAAAUGCUGAAUAAAACAUUAAAGUUUAAAAUCAUUAAAUUAGUGUUUCAAUUUCAGUCAACAUUGCAAGAUUUUUUCUCAUGUCUGUCCAAACUUCAUUUUGAAUGCAAUUCCUUUCCUUAUGUCAUGAACAAUUGCAAGACGAUUCUACUAUUCCUGAUAAAGGCUUUGUACUAUGUAAUUUCUGCAAUACUUUCUUUAAGUUUAUGUUGACAAAUUGUGGGUGCUCCCUUCCAUACACAGGAACGAAGAAGAGCUCAGGAAAGAUGCUAUUGUUGCACUUUGUUGCCUAGUUCAUGCUCUUGUAGAGGACUUCACCAUUUUUAUUCCUUCUAUUUUUUAGAUUAUGGUUAAACAUAGGUUGCAGGUCUGCAUUGAUUUUUUGGGUUCUCCCUAUCACUACUAUGACAAUAUAAAGGCUUAUUCUAAAUUUGUUCUUGAUAAGAUAAUUUUUGUGUAGGUUAAUGAUUGCAGCAGAUUGUGUACCGCCAGUGAGGCUUAUCAACAGAGUACUAAAGAUGAUUGGGCAGAGUGGAUAGGAAUUUCAACAUUGAACUUUUGAAAGAAUCACCUAGUCCAGCAAUAAGAACAUGUACAACACUGGCUCAACUACAGCCUUUUUGUUGGGCGAGAGCUGUUUGCUGCAGGUUUUUUUAGUUGCUGGUCACAACUUAGUGAGGCUAGUACGGAGUUUAGAAAUGACACUUUCUUCUCCAAAUAUCCCACCUGAAAUUCUUGCUACACUUCUUAACUUGGAUGGUGAUGCUGAAUAUUCACUGCUUGCAAACUUGAAAAGGUUGAAUGAUCUUCAAUUGUCAAGGCGAAUUUCCAUUGAAAUCUUGCAUAAUGAUCUUGCACAGACUGCCUCCAAGGCUUAGCUCGAAUGGAAAAAGGGGAUGGAUUUGAGUCUUAGGUCGCAGGUUCAAGCCUACACCAUGCAAAGUGAAGCCCGAUAUUUAAGUGUAGAAGGGUAGAGGGGCGGGUCCAUUAUCC